AUGUCUCUUCCGCCCUCUCCACCAAGCCCACGUGCAAAUGCAGACACAAUUGCAGAUGUACGUGAAGACGCUCUCUCCAUCGAGAAACCAUUGCCAUCCUUAACCGAAAAACCAUCACAUGCUGCUGGUGUAUCAAGUGUCAGUAAAUCGUCUGAAAAAAAUGGUGCUGAAUCAUUUGUGAGUACUGAAAAAUCUGCCAAAUUUGCUAAAGAUACUGCUGAUAGAUCUUUAGCGGCUAACGAAUCUUUAGUGACGCCUGCUGUGCUUGCACCAGGCCCGUUUCGCCGCUACCUUGUGACUACUCCGCUUCUUCAUAUCACGCUUACCCCAUUGGAACGUUGGGCAGUUCCCAUACUGACUCUGGUCACUCUUAUCGUCCGUUGUUGGUCUCUUACACAACCUCCCUCUGUAGUUUUUGACGAAGUCCAUUUUGGUAAGUUUGCCGCCAAGUACGUCCGCCACGUAUUCUUUUUCGAUGUUCAUCCACCCUUGGCCAAAUUACUAUUUGCUGGUAUUUCAUGGUUUGCUGGUUCUGAUGGCCGUUUUGAAUUCGAUGCCAUUGGAACCGAGUUCCCCACCGGUGUACCGUACGUUGCAAUGCGUCUGCUAUCAUCACUCAUGGGUGUUGGUACAGUAUUAGCAAUGUAUUACACUUUACGUGCUUCCGGUGUUCAAGUACUUGUUGCAUUACUAAUGAGUGCUUGCUUGGCAGUGGAAAAUGCCUUUGCUACGAUCUCCCGUUACAUUUUACUAGACUCACCUCUAGUGUUUUUCAUUGCAUUGGCCACAUUGUUCUUCACACGUUAUCAAUUAUAUGAACCACUCUCAUUACAGGGUCUAUUCAAUUUACUUCUAUCGGGAUUAUUCUUAGGUUGUGCUGCCUCUUCGAAAUGGGUUGGUUUCUUUACUGUUGCCUGGGUCGGCUGUCUCUCACUUAUCCGUGUUUGGUUAUUCCUUGGUGACCUACGUCGUUCCACAACCUCUUUGUGUCGUAUCAUCGCAUCAAAACUCUCUCUACUACUUUUAAUCCCAUUCAGUAUUUAUUGCAUUUCAUUCUACAUACAUUUCCAACAGUUAACUCAAUACGACAUUGGUGCUACUAUUUUUUCACCAGAAUUACGUUCCACCCUCCACGGUAAUCCAGUUCCUGAAAAAGUCUUGCUUGACGUCGGUCUUGGCUCCGAAGUUACUUUACGCCACGUUGGAACCGACGGCGGUUAUUUGCACUCUCAUCCUGAACCUUACCCUGAAGGUUCUGGUCAACAACAAAUCACACUGUACGGCCAUUCAGAUCCAAAUAAUAAAUGGCUUAUUGAAGAUCCAGAAAUCCCCUUUGGAAGACCAGCUAGUUUCCGCAAUUUAACUGAUGGAUCUCGUAUAAGAUUCCUUCAUUCAAUGACACAAAGAAGACUUCAUUCGCACGAUCACAAAUGCCCUGUGUCUACUUAUAGUGACUGGCAAAAGGAAGUUUCUGCAUAUGGUAACCCAGGGUUCAAUGGUGAUCCUAAUGAUGAUUGGAUUGUGGAAAUUGAUAAGGAACAUUCUGAACCAGGUGAAGCACAAAUACGUGUUCAAGCUAUGCGUACCAAAUUCAGAUUAAGACAUGCGUUAAUGAGUUGUUAUUUAUUUUCUCAUGAUGUGAAAUUACCCGAAUGGGGUCAUGGUCAACAAGAAGUUACAUGUGCUUAUAUGGGUAAACCAGACUUGUUAUUAUGGCAAGUAGAGGAUAAUGAAAGAAUCGAUGAUGACGUUGCUGUAGCACAGACCAUUUCUUACAAGACACCUUCUUUUUGGCAAAAAUUCGUCGAAGUAAAUCGUGUCAUGUAUUCUUCAAAUAAUAAGCUUACAGGCUCACAUCCUUACCAAUCACAACCUCAAGAUUGGCCAUUUUUGAAAAGAGGUAUUUCUUAUUGGGGCAGACCUUACAAACAAAUCUAUUUCAUGGGUAAUGCUGUAGUGUGGUGGAGUACCACAUUCUCCCUAGUGGCAUUUAUCAUGAUUGCUCUUUUAGAAUUAAUCAUGUGGCAAUUAAAUUAUCGUGUUUUACAAGAUCCAGAGAUUAUUAAUUUUUUCAUUCAAUCGUUUGAAUUUGCCCUCGGGUAUGCAUUACAUUACGUUCCAUUUUUCUUUAUGGGACGUCAAUUAUAUUUACAUCAUUAUUUACCUGCCUACUAUUAUGGUAUUUUGGUCCUAUCACAUAUGUUAAACAUACUGGUUACAUAUGUUUUCCGUAACAAAAAAAAUGUGGCAUAUGUGAUUUUAUUCGUUUACAUAACUUGUACAUUGAAAUUUUACCAAACUUAUAAACCUUUGAGUUCUGGUGAGUUGUGGACGAAAUCUCAAUGUGAAAAAUCUCGUCUUUUACAAGGCUGGGAUUAUCAUUGUUUCAAUUACUUGGACUCAAUGGAAGAUUAUUCUAGUUUACCAAGUGAAGUUUUUGAAACAGAAAUCGUUGCUCCAUACGUUUCAAACCAAUUUACUUUUAAUGAACCAGAUGAACCAUUAGCUUUACCAGAGGAUAAUUAUGAUAAUACUGAUGAUGCCGAUGAAGAAGAUUUCAAACGUCAACAACAAUUAUUACAACAACAGUUCCAACAACAACAACAACAACUACAGCAACAGUUCCAACAACAACAACAAGAGUUGCAAAGAAGGUACAACCAAAGGGGUGCACAAGGGCAAUACGCUCCUCCACCUGGCGUCCAUAAUCCUGGUGCUAAUGCCCCUCCUCCUAAUGUUGCUCCUGGCUCUUACGUAAAACCUCCUAAUCAAAAACAAGAAGAAAGAAAACAAAAAAUGGAGGAACGUAAAAGAGAAAGAGUUCAAAGAGAAUAUAAAAAAUUUGCAGAAAAAAUAGGUACCGCCACAGACGCAGAACGUAAUAAAAACUUGAACGUUGAUGAAAAACUAAAGCAAGUAGAUGAAAUCUUAGAAAGAGCUCAAGGCCAUGCCAAAUUCGUAGACCAAGACGGUAAUGAAAUCCCGGAAAAUAUGGUCAAACAAUUGUUACAAAAUAGUGGAGGGUAUAUCAUUGGCUCAACAAAGAGAGUCGUAGGUCCCCGUCAAACCUAG
Molecule: messenger RNA, 3072 nt
Organism: Henningerozyma blattae CBS 6284
Lineage: Eukaryota; Fungi; Ascomycota; Saccharomycetes; Saccharomycetales; Saccharomycetaceae
Exons: 1
Coding region: 1-3072 (1023 amino acids)
Biological process (GO): protein O-linked glycosylation via mannose
Cellular component (GO): endoplasmic reticulum; membrane
Molecular function (GO): dolichyl-phosphate-mannose-protein mannosyltransferase activity
Source: RefSeq, a predicted model, not a curated record